This is a messenger RNA of Lasiosphaeria miniovina, 1713 nucleotides long. RefSeq names its product ureidoglycolate hydrolase. Gene Ontology annotation, biological process: allantoin catabolic process. The record is from RefSeq and is a predicted model, not a curated record. The transcript is spliced from 4 exons. The coding region runs from base 1 to 1713 and encodes 570 amino acids. Gene Ontology annotation, molecular function: ureidoglycolate lyase activity; ureidoglycolate hydrolase activity. Lineage: Eukaryota; Fungi; Ascomycota; Sordariomycetes; Sordariales; Lasiosphaeriaceae.
AUGGCACCCAGCCUGACCCUAAAGCCUGACGGCCCGGAUUUCAUCAUCAGCGCCGUUCCUCUUGAUAGUCGAGCAUUCUCGCCGUUCGGUGACGUCGUCGAGAACCCGCGACCAGACCUGCACCCUUCUGUCGCCAGUCGCAACCAUGCCUCUUCGUCGCUUCCUUUGGACGGCAUUGUCGCCAAUCAAGGCACAGCCAUAAAAUACCAGCACCUGUCGCGCAUGGCCAACCACUACCACCAGGCUCCGAGCGGCAACCCUGGUGUUGCCGUCAUGAACAUGUUCGUUUGCUCUGCGCGGCUUGACAUCCGCUCUUCUGAACCUGGUCUCGACGAGUUCGCUUCUGUCCACGUACCCCAACUUUUCCCUGUGUCGGUCCUCGAGCGCCACCCCUUCACCACCCAGACCUUCAUCCCGCUCACUACCGACGACCGCAAGCGAUAUCUGGUAAUUGUCGCGCCGAGCCUGCCCCCUGCCAUUGCCGACCAGGCAUUGCCUGUCCCUGUCCCGGGGCCGGCAGACGCUGCCGCCUCACGCCGUCUUCCCGGCCGCGGGUUGCCAGAUGUCCGUCGCCUACGCGCAUUCAUUGCCAGAACGAACCAGGCCGUUACGUAUGGGCCUGGCACGUGGCAUGCGCCCAUGGUCGCGCUUGGCCCUGCCGACACUGCCAUCGAUUUUGUCGUUGUCCAGUUUUCAAAUGGCGUAGGCAUUGAGGAUUGCCAGGAAGUUGCUCUUGCCUCUGCCUCACCGGCUGAAAGCGGUGGCAGAAUUGCGUUUCUUGAUCUCUCCGGCGUGGAGAGCAAGCAAGGCGAAAACCCGUAUAAUGCCCUCAUCAAUGCUUGUCAUGCCCGACCCGCUGAGAUUCAAUCGCGAUAUACCGCGCACCGAACGGCCAGGAACUUGCAGCAGCGCGAGAAGUUCCUGUCGUCCGAGUUCAAGGGGUUGAAUCUUGACCCUGUCUUGCUGCGGAUCGAGGACCCAGAGGAGCCUGGCUUCCAGGACCCUCGCAACUGCCUGGUAUUUUGGGCUAGGCCGCCAGACCAUGUACUGACGCUGGCUUCCCAUGUCCAGGCGCUCUUGAAGAAUGCUGCUCCAAGCUUGUGGUUGAUGCCUCUGCACCGUAUGCAUUUGACUACUCUCGAGGUCACACACUCGCGGAAGAUUGAAGAAAUCUCGAGCUUGGUGGCAUCUUUGCGGCCCGUCAUCUCCGCGUUAACGAACUUCACCUUCACGCACCGAUCUCGACUAGUGAAGCCUCUGAUCUCGUACGACCUCUCAGCCAUUGCCCUAUCCUUUUUGCCGGCGGCUGGCGAGGAGGUGCUUUCGCCGAAGCAGACGGUCCACUCGGACGUUCUUGGUGAUAACGUGGCAGAAAAGGAUGGCUGCUACACAUACCAUCACCUCCGACGCGAUGUCUUUGAGCUGGCGCAGAGUACAGGUGUGAAGAUUGAGUCACGUUACGUGGUGCCAAGCGCGCACAUUACUCUUGCUCGUUAUGUCAGCCAAGGGGACCAUGACAGCUUCGCAUCGCGGAUACAAUGGAUUGAGGCUAUCGAGGAGAUUAACAAGUGGCUCGAAGACGAGGUCUGGGACGUAGCUGGCAAAGACUUUCUUGGCGAAUGGAUUGUUGGACAAGAACGGGGACUUGACGCUCGCACCGGCACCCUCUGGUACGGAGGUGGCCGCACCAUUAUGGUGGGAGAGGGGUUUUGA